This is a messenger RNA of Mugil cephalus (flathead mullet), 2672 nucleotides long. RefSeq names its product F-box and leucine-rich repeat protein 13 (gene fbxl13). Gene Ontology annotation, molecular function: protein binding. The transcript is spliced from 22 exons. Gene Ontology annotation, cellular component: SCF ubiquitin ligase complex. Bases 76 to 2424 code for a protein of 782 amino acids. Lineage: Eukaryota; Metazoa; Chordata; Actinopteri; Mugiliformes; Mugilidae. Gene Ontology annotation, biological process: SCF-dependent proteasomal ubiquitin-dependent protein catabolic process. The record is from RefSeq and is a predicted model, not a curated record.
UCCAGGCAAAAUCUGACAAACAGAAGUAAAACGAUAACUUUACUGUUAAAUAAUUAUUUGGCUGUUUGACCCAACAUGGCUGUAGCAAACUCAGAGCCUGUUCUGAAAGACUGCGAACUAAAACAAUGCCUACCACAAAUAUAUAAGGCUUUAUUGACAGCUUCUUGUCUGUCAUGCCCCAGCGACCCCAUACAGUUUCUGAAAAACACUCUUAGGGCUUUCCAGGGAAAUGAUAACCUUCAUGGUGUGGACUGGCACAAGUUUGUUGCUGCUGCAUCACAACACACUGCAAAAGCUACUCUGACACAAAGGCCGGUGGAUACAGAAUACAUGGAUCCAGAUAACAUGGUGUCCUUUUGUGUAUUUGAAAAGGCCUAUACCUAUUACAGUAACAAUUUAACAAGCUCUUGUUUCAGAAAGUGGAAGAGGUUCAUCGUUCAGAGCAAGAGAGAUGCCAUGGAGCUGGCACAGAAGAUGGACGUGGCAAAGAAACACUUUGAGAGGACAUGCCAACGCGUUGCACUCACCAGAUGGCUGAAAUGGGUAAAAUUACACAAGAAGACAAAGGCUGCCGCCAUCGGGAAACUUGAGACACUUGUGAACGCUGGCCGCCUCGAGCGCAUCAUAGCCGCAUGGCGUGUGGUCACAAAGGACUCAAAGAAGACAAAGGAAUACUUUAAGAGGUUGGCAUCUUACAGAGAAGACAUCAAGCAUCACCAGAUUGGAGAAGGAAGUGAUGGACUCUCUCUGCUCCCUAGCAGCAUUUCACUAAAGAUUUUUCAGUAUUUAGAAUUACGAGACUGGUUAAACUGUGCUGAGGUAUGUUGCAUGUGGAAAUCUAUCAUCCAGUCACCCACGCUGUGGAGUCAGAUCAACUUCUCCGUGGGGAAAGAUUGGAUAACAGACGGUACAAUGAAGCAAAUUCUGCAGAACUAUCGACCGUUUGUGAUCCGCCUAAACCUGCGUGGCUGCACGUCCCUAAAAUGGCCCAGUCUGAAAUUCAUCAGUGAAUGCAAAAAUCUCCAAGAGCUCAAUGUGUCAGAGUGCUAUAAUGUUACAGAUACGAUGGUUCAGAGAAUUGUCGAAGGCUGUCCCUGCUUGCUCUACUUGAACCUUUCCUGCACACUUGUAACAAACAGAACUCUAAAAGAACUGUCUAGGAACUGUCUCAGCCUACAAUACCUGAGUCUGGCCUACUGCUACAGAUUUACAGAUAAAGGGUUUCUGUACCUGACCACAGGGAAGGGCUGCCGCAAUCUCAUCCACCUCAACCUUUCCGGCUGCACGCAGAUGACAGUAAAUGGAUUCAGCUACAUUUCUGUUGGAUGCCCUUUACUGAGAGAGAUUGUGAUCGAUGAUAUGCCCACCCUGUCAGAUAGCUGUGUCUUGGCACUACUUGCCAGGUGUCGCUGUCUCUCUGCCAUUUCUCUCCUGGAUGCUUCGCAUCUUUCCGACUUUGCUUUCAAAGCCAUUGCUGAAGCAGCGAGACUCAAAUCUUUCAGCACAGAGGGCAAUAACCAAUUAACAGACGUCAGCUGGAAGGCCCUGUGCAGCAGCUCUCCAGGUCUCCACAGACUCCACGCAGCAGAAUGCCCCAGAAUGACCGAUGCCAGCCUCAAAUCUGUCGCCACCCUCAAAAACCUGCAAUACUUGGACAUCUCCCUUUGCACCCGGGUGAGCGAUGUUGGGAUACAACACUUGACUGAAGGCUCCUGUGUCACAAACUUACAAGAGCUGAAUGUUAGUCAGUGCAAUCUCAUCACUGACAUGUCAGUCCUGAGGAUUGCACAAAGGUUCUGUAAACUGUACCAUCUGAAUUUGAGUUACUGUGAGAGGCUGACUGACUCGGCUGUGGAGUGGCUGAGUGGCAGCUGCAUCUCCUCUCUUGACGUCACCGGAUGCAACAUCCAGGAUCAGGGACUGGCUUCUCUCGAGAGAGUUUGCUUAAAGAAGUUAAUUCUCGCCGAGUGUGUCUACAUCACAGACAUUGGCAUAGAGAAGGUGUGCAAAAACGUCAGAGACCUGGAACAUGUUGACGUUUCUCACUGCGUAGCUUUGUCUGAUGCGGCUGUCCGAGCCUUUUCAUUUUACUGCAGAAGUCUAGCCACACUGCGGAUGUCAGGUUGUCCAAAGAUGACUGACAUGGCAGUGCAGUAUCUGACAAGUGGAUCUCAGUACCUGCGAGAGCUCGACAUAAGUGGCUGCAGUCUUCUCACAGAUCGCACAACUCGGCACUUAGAAAGGAUUUGCCCUCCCCUCGGCUCCAUCACAAUGUCCUGCUGCAACGGUAUCUCCAGGGCGGCUGCCUUAAAGCUGCAGUCACGUGUGGCGUACUGGGAGCACAGCAACGACAGCCCUCCAUGCUGGUUUAGAUGCAACGUGGGCCAAAUAGCGCAUCCAGUCACAAGAUCCAUAAAAACUUAAGAGUCUUGGGAAGUGGUGGAGCCGCACCCAGUGAUGGCAACAGCAGCAAAACAACCUCUGGGCCGAUAUCCAGCGACGCGCCACGCAGCUCCACCCCGGCUCUUAACGAGGACGGGACACGCACGCUCACUGGUCCUAUGUUACGAUGCGGCGUGAGGCGUAAAGAAAAACAAUGACUCAAAAGAUAAAAGCAGCACACUGGAAGGAAAGCUGAGGCUCAUACGGUGAAUAUCAUCCUCGCACUGUGU